Messenger RNA from Ctenocephalides felis (cat flea), 528 nucleotides. Its product is annotated as histone H1A-like. The record is from RefSeq and is a predicted model, not a curated record. Gene Ontology annotation, molecular function: DNA binding; structural constituent of chromatin. Gene Ontology annotation, cellular component: nucleosome. Lineage: Eukaryota; Metazoa; Arthropoda; Insecta; Siphonaptera; Pulicidae. Gene Ontology annotation, biological process: nucleosome assembly. The transcript is spliced from 2 exons. The coding region runs from base 1 to 528 and encodes 175 amino acids.
AUGGUAAACAACGCUAUUAAAAGUCUGAAAGAACGCGGCGGAUCGUCGCUGCAGGCGAUUAAGAAAUAUAUGUCGGCCAAUUAUAAAAUCGACGCCGAGAAAAUGUCAACGUUCAUUAAAAAGUAUUUAAAGUCAGCUGUUCAAGCGGGCACACUGAUUCAAACAAAGGCAAAGAGCGGCGGCGAAAGCGGUGUUUCGGCGGCUGGAAAAGCCAGGACCGCUAAGACGCCAGCGGCAAAAGCAAAAUCGAAGACAGCAAAGUCGAAGGGCGCCGCCAAACCUGCUUCGUCCCCUAAAAAGAAGUCUGCAUCCGCAGCGGGCACAUUAAAAAAGUCGUCGGCGAAACCUAAGACGACAGUCGAUAAGAAGAAGACCAUUCAGGGUAAGUCGACGAAAGCCUCAUCGGCCAAGGCAACGAGCAAAACGAAGAAAACCGUCAAGACCGCAGCCGCAAAGAAACCUAAAUCGCCAAAGAAGACAUCAAAAGUAGCCAAACCUUUGAAAAAAGCGUCACCGAAAAAGAAGUGA